This is a messenger RNA of Macrosteles quadrilineatus (aster leafhopper), 2778 nucleotides long. RefSeq names its product nuclear cap-binding protein subunit 1 (gene Cbp80). Bases 165 to 2564 code for a protein of 799 amino acids. The record is from RefSeq and is a predicted model, not a curated record. Gene Ontology annotation, molecular function: protein binding; RNA cap binding; mRNA binding. Lineage: Eukaryota; Metazoa; Arthropoda; Insecta; Hemiptera; Cicadellidae. Gene Ontology annotation, cellular component: nucleus; nuclear cap binding complex. Gene Ontology annotation, biological process: mRNA export from nucleus; nuclear-transcribed mRNA catabolic process, nonsense-mediated decay. The transcript has 17 exons.
CCCAUCCAUAAACACUGAUGACGCUAUCGCUAAAGUUUUUCUGAAUUACCAUUUUACUGUAGUGAAAGGUGUUAAAAUCAAAUAUUUGUGACAUUUAGAAGUAUAUCUUCUAAUCGUAAAUCAGUUCGAUUUUAAUUUUGUUGUGUUGUGAGACAGAGUUCAUCAUGAGUAGAAGGAGACCUCAUGAAGAAGAUGAUGGAUACGAGAGAGCAUACAGGAAGCGAAGAAGAGUAUCAGAAAAUCAAGAAAUUGAAGACAGGUUGGAAUCGCUUAUUCUCAGAGUUGGAGAAAAGAGCACUUCUUCAUUGGAGAGCAACUUGGAAGGAUUGGCAAGUGUACUGGAAGCCGACCUUUCAACUUUCAGAGCCAAAGUGCUGAGGAUCUUGACUGAUUGUGCAAUCAAAAUGCCGGAGAAAUGUUCAAUCUACACGACACUUGUGGGGUUGUUAAACGCCAAGAACUACAAUUUUGGAGGCGAGUUUGUGGAGCACAUGGUGCGCACACUGAAAGAUUCACUAAAGGCUUGCAACUGGGACGCGGCCCGCUACGCCCUGAGGUUCCUAGCUGACCUGGUCAACUGCUAUGUCAUUGCUGCCAAUUCUCUGCUCCAACUGUUGGACAACCUGCUGGACGUGGCCAAAGAGGAUGGUGUCCCUAGUGUUCGCAAGGACUGGUACGUGUAUGCAGUGAUGUCCUGCCUACCAUGGGUGGGUCGAGAGCUGUACGAGAAGAAGGAGCAAGCCUUGGAAAUGCUGAUGGCCAACAUAGAGGUGUAUCUCAACAAGAGAGCCAAGAAACAUCAUGCGGCUCUGCGGGUGUGGUCCAGUGAUACUCCUCAUCCGCAGGAAGAGUACCUGGACUGUUUGUGGGCGCAGCUGCGUAAACUGAGGAACGACAACUGGACAGAGAAGCACCUGGUGCGGCCAUACUUGGCGUUUGACGGAGUGUUGUGUGAGGCAUUGCAACACAACAUACCAACCAUUCUGCCUCCUCCACAUCACGACAGCCACUCCUACCCGAUGCCUUGGGUCGUCUUCCGCAUGUUCGACUACACUGACUGUCCCGAGGGACCUGUUCUUCCAGGUGCUCAUUCCAUUGAAAGGUGGCUCAUUGAGGAACAUCUUCAUCAGAUCAUCGAAAUGUCUCACCUGGAGAGAAAAGACUGCGCUGCCCAUCUACUGGCGUUCCCAUACAGGGCCAACAUCCCUCUAGACUAUUGCAUUGUAGAGGCUAUCUUCAGUGAGUUGUUCAACCUACCAACUCCUCGCUACUUGGAGGUCUUCUACGGCUCUCUGUUGAUUGAACUGUGUAAGCUCGAGCCCGGGACUAUGCCUCAGGUCCUAGCCCAAGCAACAGAAAUAUUGUUUUUGAGGAUUGACACCAUGAACACAAGCUGUUUUGAUCGGUUUGUCAACUGGUUCUCGUACCACCUGAGCAACUUCCAGUUUCGAUGGAGCUGGGAAGAUUGGAACUCCUGUCUGAGGUUGGACACAGAACUGCCUCCACCCAAGUUCAUCAAGGAAGUCCUCCUUAAGAGUUUAAGGUUAUCGUACUAUCAGAGGAUCAAAGAGAUUGUGCCAGAGUCAUUCGAGGCCCUCAUCCCAGCACCCCCAGUGCCUCACUUCAAGUACCAAGGGGAAGGAGCUGCGGCAUUGCCUGGCAACAACACGGCGCAUCAGCUUGAGAGCAUUCUGCGCCAGAAGGCUACGUCAGAGGAGGUGCUGGCGCUGCUGAAGGAACUUCCUAACCCUCGUGAGGAUGACGAGACUCUGCCUGACUCCCGUUUCAACCCACUCAAGAUAGAUGUGUUUGUUCAGACACUGCUGUUCCUGGGCUCCAAGAGCUUCAGUCACUCUUUUGCAGCUAUCUCCAAAUACCAUUACGUGUUUAAGAUACUAGCUGAGAGUGAGGAGGCCCAGAUCUGUAUCCUGCGCAGUCUGUACGAGUUGUGGCGAGACAAGCAGCAGAUGAUGUGUGUCCUCAUAGACAAGAUGCUCAAGACACAGAUUCUAGAGUGUUCUGCUGUUGCCAACUGGAUAUUCUCUAAGGAGAUGACAGCUGAGUUUACAAAGUUGUACUUGUGGGAAAUUCUUCACCUCACCAUCCGCAAGAUGUCAGCCCACGUGGCGCGACUGGGUCGUGAGCUCGGGGAGGCUAGGGAGCGUGUCAGUGCCCGCGGCGGACACAGCAGUAGCAGUGAGGGUGAUAGUAGUGAAGAAGAGACGCGGGGUACGACACGUCCAGACAAGCCCACCGAGGAGAUGGUCGAGCGGAUGGAGGAGAAACUAGAGGCUGCUCAAGCCGAUCAGAAGAAUCUUUUCCUCAUCAUCUUUCAGAGGUUCAUCAUGAUCCUGUCGGAACACUUAGUCCGCAGUGACACUGACGACCAGGACUACAACACUCCGUGGUAUCGCUGGACCAUUGGACGACUGCAGCAAGUGUUUCUAGCACAUCAUGAACAAGUGCAGAGGUAUUCGAGCACACUGGAGACACUGUUGUUUACACAAGACUUGGACCCACAUAUCCUGGAUGUGUUUCAACAGUUUGUUUCUCUACGGGCGUGAACAGUGCUAUGCUGUUGACUAUUAAGGAAAAAAACAUCGUGGAUUUUAAUAUUGAAGAAGCUGUUGCUGUUUGAAAAGUCUUAGUUUAAAAUUUGUAAAUAGUUUUAUUUAAAGAGUGCACACAUUUUCCGAUUAUGUGAAUUUUGAUUCAUGGUUGUAUGGAACCAUUACUUUAAAGGUAUUAUCUAUGGACAAAUAAAUAUUUUACAACUUA